Messenger RNA from Fusarium odoratissimum NRRL 54006, 1479 nucleotides. RefSeq lists its product as uncharacterized. The coding region runs from base 219 to 1295 and encodes 358 amino acids. The record is from RefSeq and is a predicted model, not a curated record. The transcript has a single exon. NCBI's taxonomy places the organism in Eukaryota, Fungi, Ascomycota, Sordariomycetes, Hypocreales, Nectriaceae.
UUGAACAAAUCCUUGUCCCGAACGACGACUCCCACAACACGAAGAUGAUGAGCUGGUAUAUAAACAUCUUCAACUAACCCUCCAGGCUGAGAAGCAGCAUCUUUUUCCAAUCAGUCCAUUCCAUUCGUUUCAAAGAGCUAGUCUCUCUUCUCAUUCUUUAAAUUUCACUUUCAUUAUACCAAGUUCGCUUGCGACUUUACUAUUCCAAUCAUUUCACCAUGAAGACCACCACUUACGUUUCCGCUCUUCUCAGCCUGGCCUCCGCCGUCAGCGCUCACUACACCUUCGACAAGCUCACCCUCGCUGGCGUCCAACAGGGCACUGAUAACGAGUACAUCCGCAAGCACCAGAACGGCUACAUGCCCACCAAGUUCAAGGGCAUUCCCGAUGGUUCCAUCUCUCCCACCGACAAGGACUUCACUUGCAACAAGGGCUCUACCCCCUCUGCCAACGUCUUCAAGGUCAAGGCCGGUGAUGAGAUUGGUCUUAAGCAGGCUUUCGGCGGUACUGGAAUGCAGCACCCCGGUCCUAUCCAGGUCUACGCUGCUCCUGUCAAGGACGCUACUAGUGACAGCCCUUAUGACCUGAAGUGGUACAAGAUUCACCAGGCUUUGAUCUGCAAGUCUGGCAACGCUGAGUCUCUCCGCUCAACUGCUUGGUGCUCUUGGGAUGAGGACUCUGUCCACUUCAAGAUUCCUUCCACUCUUCCUGAUGGACAGUACCUCAUCCGUGGUGAGCACAUUGCUCUUCACGGUGCUCACGAUGGCCAGGCUGAGUUCUACUAUGCCUGUGCUCAGGUUGAGGUCUCUGGUAACAGCGCCACCACCAUCCCUGGUACUUCUGUCUCUAUCCCCGGUGUCUACAAGCAGGACGACGCUGCUGUCAACUUCAGUCUCUGGGGAAGCUCUACCUCUUAUGAUGUCAUGCCUGGUCCCGAUGUUAUCCCCGGUGGUACUAUCCGCGGUAGCGCUGAUGGUGCUGGUGGCGAUGUCACCAAGACUGUUGAGGGCGGUGCUGACUCUGGUUCCGACUCUGGCUCUGACUCUGGCUCUGAUGCUUCUCCCACCGAGGGUUCCGCUGCUCCUUCUUCCGCUCCUACCUCUGCUCCCGAGUCUUCUCAGGCUCCCGUUGUCCCUGACGUUCCCGACUCUGCUGAGACCACUCCCCAGCCUACCCCUGUUGCCGCUGAGACCACUCCUCUCCCCUCUGCCGGUAACGGUGCCAGCAACGGAUGCUCUUCUGGUUCUUCCAAGGCCCGCCGCCACGCUCGCCACUUCGCUGCUCACCGUUUCUAAGUGUGUGCAGUGAGAAAAUGAUUAGAUGUCAGUAAUUUGACAUGAUGCACGCUGGGCGUGGUGUUUUGAAGUCAUGUCAUACGCUGGCGUCUUGGAGGAAAAAUGGUAUUCUGGACUUGAUAAGAAAGACACUUUGCUUCAGCUUUCAUUGUAAACUAGAUAAGCUUCUUGUAAAUAUAAUCUU